This is a messenger RNA of Dreissena polymorpha, 7804 nucleotides long. Its product is annotated as sorting nexin-8-like. The transcript is spliced from 13 exons. Gene Ontology annotation, molecular function: phosphatidylinositol binding. Lineage: Eukaryota; Metazoa; Mollusca; Bivalvia; Myida; Dreissenidae. The record is from RefSeq and is a predicted model, not a curated record. Gene Ontology annotation, biological process: retrograde transport, endosome to Golgi. Bases 41 to 1615 code for a protein of 524 amino acids.
AACGAGAUGGGUGGAUGUCACAUGAUCACAUGAACUCAAAAUGGCGGCCGACUUAACUUUCGGGUCGGUCCCCCCGUUCUACAGAGAAAUUUAUGAAAUCGUGUGCCCCAAUCAAGAACAAGUUGAUCAGGACAUGUUUGUUGCAAUCCUUGUUAAAUCGAGUCUGCCGAGGUCAACUAUUAUCCAGAUAUGGGAAGCAGCUGAUAGCAAGCAAGGUUUUCUGUCCCGUAAUGGCCUCUACAAGGCCCUCGCUCUUACAGCAUUAGCUCAGCAAGGGAAGAAUAUCAAUGAAAAAUUGCUGGAAUCAUUUUCUGGGCAAGAGUUACCCAAGCCAACAUUAGGUGAUUUAUCAGACCUCAAAGCUGCCAGUGUUCGACUUAAAAGAGAAAAGUCUCCAAAUGUUUUAGGCUUUACAUACGCAGAACUCUCUGAAUUAGACACUGUGAAAGUAGAACUUUUGCCUGAGAAGAAAGGUCUUAUCUUGAAACAUGUGGAAUAUGAAGUCACUAGUCAGAAAUAUAGCUGCACGACACUGCGACGUUACAAUGACUUCCUUGCCUUCCAUGAACUGCUGUUGAUGCGGUUCCCGUACAGAUGUAUCCCCCGGCUGCCUCCAAAGAAAAUGAUGGGAGCGAACAGAGAAUUUAUAGAGCAUCGGUUGAAAUGCUUGCGGCGCUACUUGAACAUGAUAUCACACCAUCCUCAGAUGCAUGAUGACAAACUUGUUCAGUUUUUCCUCUCUUUCAGCGGUUCGGAUUGCCAACAGAAAAUCCGGGAAACUUUCCGGGGAAUUCCGGAUGAGUUUAUGACCAGCAAUCUUGCAAGUAGGGCUAAGGAUUUGGUUCCCAUGGAUACCCAGACACAACUUAGCAACAGCAAGGAACACAUCAAAAUGCUUUUCAACAGUCUGUCAAAGUUAAAAGACAUCUGCGAACGCAUGGUUUUGCGUGCCACAAGCUAUGCAAGUGAUAUGUUGCAGUUUGGAAAGGAACUGAGUUCCAUGAGUAACGACGCCAUGCCUGUCUCUUCCUGGUCCUGUGGUUCCAACGAGACGUGGCGCCACCUCAAAAAGGGAUUCAAGCACCUGUCAGUGGAGUAUGGGGCACUAGGGGACAAGGCCGCAAAGGAGGCCAAUGACACAGAAGACCAGGUUGUGGAGAAGUUAUCACUGUUGCUAGAUCUCAUACAAUCCUAUCGGGAUCUAUGUGAGCGUCAUGAGAAGGGUGUACUGCAGGACCAUCAACGGGCCGUACAGAAGAUGGGGCAGUACAAGAAGAAAAAGAUGUCAGCAACUGUACAGAGCGCAGAGGUGGGCACAGUAGAGCAGCUGGAACAGAAGAUCCUGGACCAGGAGAGUCAGAUAGCCAACAUGGAGAACCGUAACUACUACAGCCUGCACUGCCUGCAGAUGGAGACCCAGUUGAUACACGCCAACCUGGACAUCGUGUAUGAGGUACUGGAGGCAACUGCCACCGUACAGUCACAGUCACACUCCGAGCUGGGCAAGGUGUGGGAAGCCAUCGGUCCCAUCAUCAGUGCCAUACAGCAGGAGAGCAUGGGGUCACCGCGUAACUCGUUAUCACCCAUCAACAACAACAACAGAAUCACAGUGUAGGUUGAUUAUCAACCAUCAACAACAACAGAAUCACAGUGUCGAUUGAUUAUCAACCAUCAACAACAACAGAAUCACAGUGUAGGUUGAUUAUCAACCAUCAACAACAACAGGAUCACAGUGUAGGUUAAUUAUCAACUAUCAACAACAACAGAUCUGCAUGGAUUGUAAGGAAAUAGUUAUCACCCAUCAAAAACAACUGAAUCACAGUGUAGAAUGUCCAACCCAUCAACAACAGAAUAGCGGAGCAGAUUUUAUGGUUCUCAACCAUCAACAACAACAAAAUCAGGGUGUAAAUUUAUACCCAUCAACAACAACAGAAGAACAGCAUAGACUGUGAUGGAUACCAAAUGUAACUCGUUAUCCCCCCAUCACCAACAACAGAAUCAGUGCGUAGGGAUAGGUUUCUGUCUCCCCCCCCCCCCCCUCACCCAGUUCUUUCAUUCUAUCAUAUACAGUUCAGUUGAUUUGAAUGAGCCUUCUUCUGGGGAAACAUGAUUUAAUGCAUAUGGGUAAAGUGUUGUCCCACAUUAGCCUGUGCAGUCAGCACCGGUUAAUUUGGGAUAAUACUUUAGACACAUUAAUUUAACCCCACAAGGAACGAGGCUCAAAUGAGUCGCGUUCUGAGAAAACUGGGCAUAAUGCAUGUGUGUAAAGUGUUGUCCCAGAUUAGCCUGUGCAGUCUGCAGAUCGCACAGGCUAAUCUGGGACAACACUUUACGCACAUGCAGUAUGCCCAGUUUCUCAGAACACAACUCAAACUAUUGUAUCUGAUACAACAUUGGUGAUUACCUGCAACAUUUUUACAUUCAACCCUCGUCAUGCAUUUGGCCCCACUCAAAGUCAGGUCAGUUAUCAGUCAGACAAUGUUUUUGUCAAUAAUUUUGCUUGUUAAAAGCCUUAAUGUUGGUGUGUGAAAAUACAUGUUGAUUCCCUGUGUUUGACUGGUUCAAUAUUCUGCAUUUGUUAAUAAAUGUGUUAUUCACACUUAUGUUAAGAAUGUCUAAAAUUAGUUUCACUGAUUUGAGCCGGUCUCUGGAAACCAGGCUCAAUGCAUGUGUGUUAAGAAUGGUCACAGGUUAAACUGAGCUGUCCUCACAGGCUAAUCAGGGAUCACACUUUUUGCCUAGACUUUGUUUUUUGGGUUCAGAAGAGACUUUCUUUAAAUGGUAAAUUCUAUUCAAGAAUCUGGUUACCCUGAUUAGCAUGUGCGGACUGCUCAGUCUAAUCUGAGAUGAUAUUUUGCGCAAAUGCAAUAAGUCUGGUUUUCCCAGAGAUUAACUCAUCUUAUUGCUCAUAGUUUGAUUUUCCUUACAGUAAGGUAAUGCAAAGAGUAUGUUUUAUAUGUGGUUAUUUUAGUCAAAAUAGAAAACCACAUGAUAAAAUACUGUUGCUGCACAAUGUUAUGUAAAAUAUUCAAACAUUGUUAUAUAAAAAAUCCUACAAAAGUUUUAUCAUUUUAAAUUUGAGACAUUUGCUGAACAUUUUGUUAAGCAUUUUAUCUAUCAGAUAUUUCUAGUGCAAGUUUAAGAUCUGCUUAAAAUAUCUGUUUAAUGUCUGUUAAAAAAAAGUUUACCCUGAAGUUCAGUUUUGAUCACAUCUUUUGUUUUUUUGUAUGUUUCUUGCAACUUGAUGCCCUUCUUUGAUCUACCUUAUAUAGAUUUACCUGAUUUUUACUAGAUUUAGCUGUUUCAUUUCGCAUCAACAACUCAUACAAUGUUUGGUUACUGAAAUAGUAGUUGUGUGUUAUCAUUCCCAAUCCUACAUAUUAACAGACUGUGGCCUUUGUUAACAUUUGGACCAAUAUUUAUCCCUUUCCCCCAUUAAAGCAAAGUGAAAAUGGCUUUUGCAACCAGCAUAAAACCAGAACAGCCUGCAAGUAACUCUCAGUCUGUUCAGGUUGUAUGCUGUUUGCUGCUCAUUAGUAACUCAGGGUUGGAAAUGAAGACUUUGAAACUUGAAUUUAGUAUUACAGGUCUUUGAAUAAAUUUAACUUUUAAGGGACUACAAAUGCGUCAAAAUACGUAUCUAAGUGGUAAAAGGGAUAAUUAUUCUAGUAAGCUAUUUUUCUGUAAACUUUUUUAUGUGUGGUAAACUGCCAACAUGACUUGCUAUAUUUUCAACAACACACAUUCUGAUACACUGCCUGUAUAAGACCACUCAAACAUAUCACCGAAUUUCACUUUUACCCUUGCCUACUAUAGAGGUCAGGGUCUGUGUUUUUUGUAUUCCUGAAAUAAGUGCUCAGUAAUGUUUUAACGUGCUGUAAAUCUUUUAUGAAGACUUUUAAGUUUUCUCAAUUACUUGUUCGCAUGUAAUUGAUAGUGUUGUGUUUUCCUAGAUGUUAACUGUUAUUGAUUAUUUGGAAUAUUAGCAAUAUGUGUUUUUGUUAUCAAAACAUGUGUGAAUGGCUUCAGAGAGUUGCAUUAUUUUUAAUCAAAUUGAUGAUAUAAUUUAUGAAAAAGUUUUUUUCAUGCGUAAAUUUGUGUAAAAUCUCCUUAUCUCUGAUAGUUUUAAAGGGACUGUAUCUGUUUCAGAUUUUAAUAUUUGAGUCUCAUUCUGAGAAAACUGGGCUUAAAUCAUGUACUUUUAAGUGUUGACCCAGAUAAGCAGGUGCAGUGUGCACAGGCUUAUCUAGGAUGACACUCUUGCUUUUAUGGAUUUUUAUUUAUUUAAUGUUUACAUUAAGUAUCUUUUAUACAAAAAUUCACUCAAGGUGAAAGUGUUCUCCCUGGCUGAUUAGCCUGUGCGGACUUCACAGGCUUAUCUAUGAUGACACUUUAUGCGCAUGAGUUAAGCGCUGUUUUCACAGAGCGAGACACAUAUAUAAUUAUACAUUUGAGGAUUUGUCUGAUUUGUUUUAUGUUAAAUGUUAGUUUGUCAGUCCUUUUGUGUUAAUCAGCAAUAACUAUUAAUUUAUUUUGAUUCAAUAUUGACAUAGUGUUGUGUAACCCUUAAUGUCAGUAAAAAAACAGUGUGAUGUAAUAUUUGAAAUUUGUUCAAUUUUGUGCCUUGUGGGUCUCACUUUUGUGAAUAUUCUGAAUUUUUUACCAGCCUGACUCAAUAGAAAAUUUAGACACUUAAUAAUAAUUAUGUGCAUCACUCUGUGAAAACUGGGCUUAAUGCAUGUGUGUAAAGUGCUGUCCUAGAGUAACCUUUGCACUCCACACAGACUCACCAGGUUAGAUACCUAUACUUGCAGCUUUGAUUGAAUUUUUUUAUUGAACGAACAUCUUAUAAACAAAACCCCAGUGUUGGCAGAAAGUGUCAUCCCUGAUUAGCUGUACUGGGACAACACUGUACGAGCAUGCAUCAAACCCAGUGUUCCCCGAAAGUAGCUAAUUUACAUGUAUAACCCACAUAGUAAGUGUGCCAUUAAAUAACAGAAAUACUACAUAUGUCAAUACAGUUGUUGUAAGUAUAAAGGCUUGGCAUUUUAGUUGGUUAAUGUGUUUAACCCUUUGAUAUGUAUUUUGACGCAUUUGUGGUCCCUUAAAAAGUUAUUGUGACUAUUGUCCCCUACCGGUGAACUUAUGGUUUGCAUUCUGUCGGUCAGUCCGUCACACUUUUCUGGAUCUAACGAUAACUUUAAAAGUUCUUAAUAUUUUUUCAUGAAACAUGAACCAUGGAUAGAUGGCAAUAUGGACAUUUUGCAUGUCAUUUCAUUUUGUUCUUACAUCAAAAAUUAUGGUUGCUAUGGCAACAAAUAGAUGAGAAAUACUGCUGAAAAUGGUGGUUUUUUGGAUCCUGCAAUAACUUUAAAAGUUAUUCAUAUUUUUUCAUGAAACUUAAAACAUGGAUAGAUGGCAAUAUGGACAUUAUGCACAUCAUUUCAUUUUGUUCGUACGUCAAAAAUUCUGGUUUCUUUGGCAACAAAUAAAUUAAAAGAAAUCUGACAAUGGUGGAAUUUCUGACAAUGGUGGAGCCGGUAGGGGACAUAUAUUGCUUGGCAAUAGUCUUGUUUUUAAUUAAAGGCCUUUCUUACUACAUGUAGAUUUAAAUUUUAAUGGUUUCUUUUCAAACCCUUAAAUACUGAUUAGCAGCAAACAGCAUAAAACAUGAACAGACUGCCAGUUACUCGAAGGCGGUUCUGAUUUUAUGCUGUUUGCACACAGCCAUUUUCCCUUUGCUUGUGGGAAAUGGUCAAGUUACCUGUUCACAGAUUGAGAAACUUACAAUUUUGCGAAUUUGUGUCUAAUUUAAAUAUUUGACGUAGACAAAUCGUUAACAUAUAGAUAUAAGUUAUACUGUUUAUUAUUGUCAAUUUACUGAACUAUUCCUAAUGGUAGAAGUGACAAAAAAACGUUAUUUAAUGGCAUACUUCAAAAUGUACAGAAUUAUAUGAACAAGUCGGUUAAGAUCAGGCUUAAAACUUGCUGUAAAAAAUGCUUAUCUGUUUUUGUUUGUUAUAGAAUUAAAAGAUUAGUACUUAUUUAAUUAAUUAAGUUUGAUCAUUUGCAAAGUUGUAUCGUUAGGAAAGUCAAGAGAUUUAUUAGAUAUUUACAGUAUUAAGUCAAAAUAAUAUAAAGACUAAAGUAGCAAAAUCGUAUUGAAUCAAAUUAAUCUGUUAAGUUUGAUUUUUGAAAAGUUUGUAGGUUACUUAAGUUUAUUGAUUUAUUUGAUAUUAGUAGGAUAUCUACAGUAUUGUAUUAGAUAUUCAUAGUCAAAAUGAUAUACAUGUAUAGACAAAAAUAGCAAAAUGUUAUUUAAUCAAAUUAUUUUGCUAAUUUUAGUGUUGAAAUAGAUUUUAAAGAGCAGCAAUUAGUGCUACCGGUUAUUGUAAAGCAAUACAUACAUACUUGUGAUUUUAUUUGUAAAUUAAUGUCCAUAAUUAUGCACUAUAUGUUCCCAUGGUAAUGUAUUUGCAGCAGUGUUCAGUAUGCUAGUCAUUCAUAUAAGAGUUACGCAGUAGUUUAGUCCUGGUAUUGCAUUAAUCAAUCGUAGACCUCACAUUUUUUGCAGUAUUCUCAACUGUUGUGCACAAAAAUUUAUGAAUUGCAUUAAGUUUUAAUUCAGAAAUCUGAGUUUGGAAAAAUUGAGUAAAUUUAAAAAAAACUUGCAAGCUGUUAAAACUUUCCUGCCAUUAUUAUUAAGAAGUAUUAGUUUAAAUUCUUAUAAUUCCAUAACAUAUAUUGCAAUUAAUUUCCAAAAACAUGGAAAAAUGAUGUAAACCUAAAGUUUAUAAAAAAUACAAAUUUGACUAAUUGUUAUUACUGUGAAAAAAAUAGGAAAAAAAUAAGUUUUGAUGUUCCUUGUUAACUCCUGUAUGAGUGAAAAAUGUUAUAUCAGAAGUGUUUUUAUAAAAAAAGUGCUUGCCUUGUUAAAUUGUGAGUGGUAUUUAGGUACUGUCCAAAUCAUACCCUCAUGCUUGUUGUGUGAGAAUCUGUCUCUGACAUAGUACCUUUUCAACCUUUACUGGACCGUUGUUUAGAAGAAACUUCAUUUAUAUGAAAAAUUCCAUCAAGCGGAAAGCGUUGUCCUUGAUUAGCCAGAACUGACAGCAUGACACUUUAUGCACAUGCAUUAAGCCCGGUUUUCCCUAGCACUGCUUAUUUUUCUUCCAUUGUAAAAGUCUAUAAUUAUCAUUAUUAAAAAAUAUGUUUUGUUUAAAACUUAUAUAUUUGUAUAUAAACAGAUAUAAGAAUAUUGCUUGCAUGUUCUUUUAUUAGUUCUUCUGUGCUGCUGUACAAGUUUAUUUCCGUAUUCCUUGUAGCAUAUCUAGUUGUUUUUAUUAAUAUGCAUGUAUGCAUUUCCAAUUUCAAUGUCUAUGUACAAUUCCAGCGUCUAGUUGUAAUCAAGUUAUAUGCUGUAUACAAUUUGUUCAUGUCCGUUUGUCUCUAGAAAGUGAUAACACUUCAAGAAUGCCAUAUUUGUUUUUUUCCAUCUCCUCAUUGCAUUCAAAGAAUUAUUUUAACCAUUUUCAUGUUCAUUCUGAUUUUUAAAUACGGGGCUCUGUCUUAUAGUCAAUCCUUAUAAUCAAGACAGUACAGUAACAAUAUGCGACCAAUAUGUAAAUAAGCUUAAUUGCUGUAUGGAAUAAAUGCUAUUGAUUUAUAGGCCAUGUUAUUCCAAUAAGUAAUAUGAAUAAUUUAAACAAUCACCUGGUAUUUGUUAAUUACAUUUUGAACGAAUCUGUUGCUGUUGUCUGCAAUAAUUUAAUGCAAUAUGUAGAUUGUUUCUGUAUUGGUAAUG